AUGGAUAACAGGGAGAGAUAUCAGAAGUAUAAAGAUAGACUGUCUAUUCAAUUGGAUAGUCGGCAAAAUCCAUCAACGUUGAGUUCCAAACUAAAAAAUAUAUUCACAUCAUGGAAUAAAUCAGACGCUGACAAGGAUGUUUCUUUAGAUAGCAACGCAUCAAAUGUCACCAAGACCUCUUCUCAACCGGAACCCAAAUUCUUGGGCUCGCUGACAUUCAAGUUGCCUGGUUCCUUUCAUAUUCACCAUGAUAUUUCUACAGCACACGCCCAGUCAUCACAACAACCGCCUGCAAUUAAUUCAUCAUCAUCAUCAUCAAUUGUCAUCGAUAAAGAUGAAACAACUGAGAAUCCCAAUGACAUUCUAUCAGCAUUUUUUAAAGAAAAAGGAAAUAGAAAGCUCACUGACGUGGAAUAUGAAGGGGUUGUGGCAUUAAUGUCGAAGUCUAGAGCAGGCACCCCAUACAAACGAGAGUUUGCCGAAUUGAGCUUCAGUAACGCCGAACCCUCUUUGAAGAGAAGACACUUGGGUAAUGACACAACACUUGUGGGAAACGAGACUUCAAUACUUGGAUCAACACCAACAAAGCAGAAAAGUCUCAAGAUAAAUGGAAAUACCACCUUGCAUACACCAGGUUACACCCCCAAGUAUAACAGCGUUUAUAACGAUACAUUUGAAAGAUCGUACCUGGUAAUAAACAACACAACAGGGGGGAAUUUUUCCCUCUCCACAAGGAGAGCUAAUUUGAGAUCGAGACGACCAGCACCAUACAAAAGUAGAAUUAAAAGCUCCAUUCCAUCCAGGACAGUUAGUGACAAUAAAACUUUGACCAAUGCAGACAUCCUGAAUGCCAAUUUGACAAACACUACUACCGAGAAAAUUCGUAAUUCAAAGUCCCCUAGCAAAACGGCACAAACAUUGUUGGGCAUUUUGGAUGGCAAGGGUGAGAAUGAUGAAACCAGCCGCGAUUCGCAGCAACAACAGCACGACAAGCUAAAAUUGUUCAUCAAUCCGUAUGGCUCUGGAUCUGAAAAGAAAAACAGAAAGGGAGUGAAAACCCCCUCCACAGCUUCAAACGUCACAGCUCUGACCAUCAGUAAAACGAUAUCGUACAGCAAAGCGGGGCCUUUGUCUAAGGGAGGUGUGCCUGAAAGAGAAAGUGACGCACAGCAUGACAGUUCCUCUGCUGGCAAUGACCAGAAAUUGGACGGUACACAAAAGCCUCCUGAACAGCAGACUAAAACCAACUUCAAUGGCAUGGAUAAACCAAAAAGCUCUAUUCAAACUACAGACACUUUAGCCGCUGAUUUAACUUCAUUCACAAAGCCUGCUGCUGAUCAACUGAAAGCAAAGUCAAAGGUGCCCCUUUUUUCAAAAGGCUUUGAACAACCAUUAGCUCUGAAUUUCAACACAGAUAAUCAAGGAGCCUCCGGAGCAAUGAAUGGAGUAGAUUUAUCAAAGAAUGAUGGUGCUACAAAUUUUACUCAAAUAAAGGUGCCAUUUACAAAGCUGGAGCCAUCGAGGUUCAACAGUGGACCAAAUGGAGAAGAAAUCCGUUCGAGUAAUUGGAGUAGUACCAAUUUUCAUCCAAUUUAUGGCAAAGAAGACGGUAAAACACCAGAGGGAAAAGUACCCAAAACAAACCAAGUUGCUGGCGCGUCAUUCCCUAGCAUCAGAAGCAACCAUUUAGAUACUAAGAAUGAAGUUAACAAUGCCAACCAAUUAAAUGGUGCAAGUCAUGAAGCCUCUGUGCCGAAGUUUAGCUUUCCUUCACCGCAACUUGUCAUGUAUGACUUUGACGACGCAGAGGUUAACAAAUACAAAUCCUUGUUUAGCUUUUAA
Molecule: messenger RNA, 1842 nt
Organism: Lodderomyces margitis
Lineage: Eukaryota; Fungi; Ascomycota; Pichiomycetes; Serinales; Debaryomycetaceae
Gene: NUP60
Product: FG-nucleoporin
Exons: 1
Coding region: 1-1842 (613 amino acids)
Biological process (GO): mRNA export from nucleus in response to heat stress; NLS-bearing protein import into nucleus; poly(A)+ mRNA export from nucleus
Cellular component (GO): nuclear pore nuclear basket; nuclear pore
Molecular function (GO): structural constituent of nuclear pore
Source: RefSeq, a predicted model, not a curated record